Molecule: messenger RNA, 3430 nt
Organism: Cimex lectularius (bed bug)
Lineage: Eukaryota; Metazoa; Arthropoda; Insecta; Hemiptera; Cimicidae
Gene: trh
Product: protein trachealess
Exons: 12
Coding region: 163-2565 (800 amino acids)
Biological process (GO): regulation of transcription by RNA polymerase II
Molecular function (GO): RNA polymerase II transcription regulatory region sequence-specific DNA binding; DNA-binding transcription factor activity, RNA polymerase II-specific; protein dimerization activity
Source: RefSeq, a predicted model, not a curated record
GGCGUGGCUGGGGUGGGCGGGGCCUCCCGGUGCGUGGAGGGGGUAAAGGGCAGAAGCCCUCGGCCUGUUGUCAGUGGAGUGCGCGGCGUGCUCGGGCGAUGAACUGAGGGGCGGAAGAGAAAAAAAAAACCCGACUUUUUCCCCCAUUUCAUCUGUGUUGUAAUGUUGCCGUACCAAGCUGUCGCUAUGGACUACAGACAGCAGGCGGCUGCUGCUGCAGCUUUCACACACUCCUGGUUGGUACCGGCGGCGGAACUCUAUGUACCCUACAAACACAAUACAGUUGAGCCAGGUAUCCUCGAACUGCGGAAAGAGAAGUCGCGGGACGCGGCCAGGUCCCGACGAGGAAAGGAGAACUACGAAUUCUACGAGUUGGCCAAAAUGCUUCCUCUCCCGGCGGCCAUCACCUCCCAAUUGGACAAGGCCUCCAUCAUCCGGCUCACCAUCUCCUACCUCAAACUACGGGAUUUCUCCGGUCACGGGGAUCCUCCCUGGAACCGCGACCAGCCCCUCCCCUCAAAGUCUGUCAAAGCCGGCGGUGUUCGGGGGAGAGGGGCCAACAACAUCGCCCAGGACAUUUUCGAGCUUCACCAAGGAACACACAUCCUUCAGUCAUUGGACGGAUUCGCCUUCGCCCUUGGAGCGGACGGGAGGUUUUUGUACAUCUCGGAGACAGUCUCCAUCUACCUUGGUCUUUCACAGGUUGAAAUGACAGGGAGUAGCGUUUUUGACUACGUCCACCAGCAAGACCACAGCGAGGUCGCUGAGCAGCUGGGACUCGGCCUCAGCCAGGGUUCGGCCAUUGGUUCACCCCAAGGUUCUGAAGAAGGAGGCACGUCGUCGCCAGUUUCGACGGUUAUGACCUUAAAUUCUUCAAAUUAUAAAGGCUACGACAGGACAUUCUGCAUCAGAAUGAAAUCAACUCUUACGAAAAGAGGCUGCCACUUCAAAUCCUCUGGAUAUAGAGUCGUGCUGCUCCUGUGCAGACUUAGGCCCCAGUACCAGUUUUCCCACAGCCGAAAAUCCUCGCCGCCCCUUUUGGGGAUGGUGUCGCUGGCCAUCGCUCUGCCACCGCCCAGUGUUCACGAAAUCAGGCUCGAAAGCGACAUGUUCGUCACGAGACUGAACUUCGACUUCUCCAUCGCCCACUGUGAGCCGAGGGUCGCAGAUCUGCUGGAUUACACAGCUGAAGAAAUAACAGGGAUGAAUAUGUAUACCCUUUGUCACGGUGAGGACGCUCACAGGCUUAGAAAAAGUCAUAUCGACUUAAUCAACAAAGGCCAAGUAUUGACCCACUACUACAGGCUCAUGAACAAAAACGGUGGUUACACAUGGGUUCAGACUUGCGCGACUGUCGUCUGCAACUCAAAGAAUGCCGAGGAGCAAAAUAUCAUCUGCGUCAACUACGUUGUCAGCGGUCGAGAAUACAAAAACUUAAUCAUGGAUUGCUGCCAGCUGGAGGAGCACGUGAACGCCCGUGGCGUGAAAAGAGAAGACACGAGCGGAAACGAUCCCGAAAAUGGAUCUCCCGGAUCGGAAACCGGCGAAGGGAGGAGUGGAGGGAAUGCACAUCUCCCUGACAGACAUCUAGGCCCGUCGGAAUUGGACGAUGAGACGCCUGAUGUUCAGGGUGAUCAGAGGGGUCGUGGACUCAUGGAUCAGAUCCAUGCCGGGGAACACCAACAGAUCAGCGGAGUUCUUACGAGACCGAUGAAGAAACUCGUGGGGGAAAGACGAGGUGUGAAGAGAAAAGUCGGUGAGGAGGAGAGUUCGUGUAGCUCUGAAGAAGAAGAGAGGCAAGCUCCAGUGAGGAAGAGGUACCCGGUCCUCAGCCCGGCCAGCUCCUCUUGCCAGUCGUCCGUCUUGGCGAGCAGCCCCAAGGGCCAAGAGGACUCGGACGGAGCCGGAGGCACGGUGAAGGAGCUGGAACAGGCCAUGUCCAAGCACCUCCCGCCGCCGGACAAAGCCCACACGGACUUCAGCACGGACGCCCUGCUUAAAGCGCAGCAGCAGAGGAGCACGAUACAAUGGAUAGGAGCUUUGAACCAGCCACCGCCCGGCAGCACUCUGCCCGCUUCGACCCUCCUCCGUCAACUGUACGCCAACAGGGAGAGCGUGAUAAGGGCCAACGUCACCAGGCCCUCGGGAUAUUACGGACCCGAGAUGGGACCUCUGCCAACCCCCCCGGGCUCCGACGGUUCCUACCCCCAGGAGUACAUCCAGAAAAACGACUUUCCCCUGUACCAUAACUACACGGUGGACUAUCAUUCCGCGAUGACCCCGCCGAGUUCCGUCUCGCCGAGGGACAAACACCAACAACCGCUGCACUCCGGCUUCGACAGCCCUCCUGUCGGCUACCCGGAAGUCCUGAGGCCGCAGUACAUCGAAGGCCCCGCGCAGCCACUGCCAUUGAAGCCCCAACCGUAUCCCGUCCAUCCCUUGGAGCCCUAUCCGACGACUUCUAUCGAACAGCCCCAGUUCUAUUCCUCAAACCCCGCCCCGGCGUUCCACCUCUACAACAAACCCAACUCCUCGUCCCCUAAUUGGUAUACUGCACCGACAUAGCCCUCUUGUAAAUAUGUACAGACACUGUAGAUAAUAUCCUUGUGUAUAACGGUGCUUUUGUCUUUUGUCCAGUGGUCGUAUAUUUGUAAUUUCUUGUAAAUAUAUUUGGAACAUUUUGAAAAAUAAAAAAAACAUUAAUAAAAGAAAGAAAAGAAAAAGUGAAAUUAAAAAAGAAAACAGUAUUAUAAUCCUAGACCUUUGGCUUUUACGUAUAUUCAAACUUUUUGAAUUCGAUAAAAGUUUACUUCUUUUACAUAUAAAUGAACAACAUUAUUAAACUAUAAAUUAUAUAAAUAAUUACAAAUAAUUAAUUAUAAAGUUUUAAUAAAUAAAAAAAGAAAAUCAUUUUUGUUGUUAUUUAUUGUUAUAGUUUGUUAGUUUUCUUCUGUAAGUUAGUUGUCUCAAAUUUUUUAAUUAUUGUAAGUGUUAACAAUGUGAAUAUAUCAAAUGGGCAAAUUAAAAACUAACUGUGUAUGGCUAAGCCAAAGUAAAUUAUAGUUUAUUUAAAAAACAGAGAAAUAUCAAUCUUUAAGUUGCCCAUAAAUAAGUGCAAUGGUCUCUAGCGUUAAUUUUUUUAAAAAAUAAUUAGCUUCAUUAUUAUAUCAUCGUCAUUAUAAAUCGAUCAUUUCUAAAUGGAAGACUUGCCACUUAAUUGGACGAGGCUGUAAAUAAAUUUAUACAUCGCAGUAGUUCUGCAAGAACAAUGUGUAACUCGCUCAAAGACUAUUUAGAUGUGCAAUAUCCCUCGAUUCAAGAACAAAAAAAAUUUAAAUAAUGAAUUUUAAAAUUAUUCAAAACAGUAUUUUGUAGAAUAUUUGUUCAUAUUAAAUAUAACUGUUACUACAUGGCAUAAUUCCUUAUUUGU